CUCUAUCCUAAGUAACAACACACCAUCCACCAUGUCUCGAGUCGCUCAGCCCGAGCUGAAAAAAUUUAUGGACCGUCGCCUGUUCCUUCACCUCCAAGGCGGUCGUAACGUUUCUGGUGUACUCCGAGGAUUCGACAUGUUCCUCAACUUGGUCGUCGACAAUGCGUACGAGGAGCUCGGAGCGGGAAUCAGGAAACCAUGUGGGAUGGUCGUGAUCCGAGGCAAUUCCGUGUCGUCCAUGGAGCUAUUAGAUUCAAUGAGGGUUUGACGAGAUUUUCUUUGUAUGAAUAUCAUCAUCAGACAAA
Molecule: messenger RNA, 305 nt
Organism: Kockovaella imperatae
Lineage: Eukaryota; Fungi; Basidiomycota; Tremellomycetes; Tremellales; Cuniculitremaceae
Exons: 3
Coding region: 32-268 (78 amino acids)
Biological process (GO): spliceosomal snRNP assembly; mRNA splicing, via spliceosome
Cellular component (GO): U12-type spliceosomal complex; P granule; U1 snRNP
Molecular function (GO): RNA binding
Source: RefSeq, a predicted model, not a curated record